Molecule: messenger RNA, 2274 nt
Organism: Penicillium egyptiacum
Lineage: Eukaryota; Fungi; Ascomycota; Eurotiomycetes; Eurotiales; Aspergillaceae
Source: the annotation of a GenBank genome assembly
AUGGUCCGAGGGAGACCCAAAAUCUCCGUGCCUCCGUGCCGAUUUUGUCACAUGACUUUUAAAAGGGUGGAACAUUUAAAGAGACAUGAACGCAUCCCCAAAAACAGAUCUCCAGCGCAAAAUAACGCCGACUUAUCGCAUUUACCCUCGCUCGUGCAGGAUCUUGAGCCUGCAGAGCAACAUCCAGCCCUCUCCGCCGCCACUGUAUCUGAAAGCGCUCUUGAUCCUUCUCCAUCUACGGAGCUCCUUCAACAAGAGACCUCCAUAGGCCUCGAUUUCGACUCUACGUACGAGUUUGAGUUGCUGUGGAACAACAGCAGUGACACGACUGACUUUCUGCCGACAAGUUUCUUUGAUACGGAUUAUUCACUUUCUCACAUUUGGCACCCUGAUAAUCUGCGGAUCCACAGCUCAAUACCCCCUCCUCCGGUCGACUACGGCAAUGAUGGUUCGCCCGCUAUGGAUUUGCAGGGCCCUCCCCCCUUUGGUUCGCUGUCAUCUCGGCUACCGCCUUUAGAGCCAGAUUCUUUAUCAUCGCGGAAUGAGAGACUUCCCCACAACGAGUUAGACUCCCCAACUGAUUUCGACCCUUCUGCGGACUCAAAAACCGGCUUCCCAUGGAACCUUCCUGUGGUCACAUAUGAAAGACUGUCUACCGCCAUUCAGUCUCACGAGAAAAUAUUGCCUCCAGAAUUUUCCAUCCCAUCGAGGCAUACAAUGUCCCGUUAUAUCGAGGGCUAUUUUCGAAGCUUCCAUGAGCAUUUCCCGUUCCUGCAUCCCCCAACGAUCAAAAUUGAUAUCUUGGCACCGGAGCUUCUGUUGGCAAUGGUUGGGAUCGGAGCAUUUUGCCGGGUAGAGAAGGGAAAGGGGUAUGAGCUUUACCUGGCCUCCAAAGCAAUUUUCACACAUCGUCUUGAACAGCAUACCCGCAUGGGCGUGGUAAACAUUGCAAGCAGCUCAGCCAGUGGUGAUAAAGUGGGGUUCCAUGCAUUAAACUCCCUGAACGUGGAAGGUGGAGUGGAGAAUAGCGGGUGCCGUGUCGGUCCAGAUGCAUAUUCGUCUCCGCACUCACUGCAGACACUACAAACACUCAUAAUACUGAUGGCAAUGGCAGCUUGGGCAGAUAUUCCAGCCGUGCGUGAUGCCUUGGCAAUGAGUAGCCAGUUUGCGAUGCUUACCCGGGAAGCUGGACUGUCUCAGCCGGACGAAAUUAUUGGGCGGUGCCCUUGGAUGGAUUGGAUCCUUCGAGAAGAACGCCGACGGACCCUUUUCGUGUCCUAUAUUCUCUUGAAUCUUACCAGCAUUACUUUCGAUGUACCUCCACUUCUCGUGAAUAGCGAAAUUCGACUUUCGCUCGCCCACUGUAACACAGAGUGGGUAAAAGUGUCGGCAAUCGAAUGGCAGCACACCAGAGAAACAUGCGGCCACAAUGAGCGCCAGUUUCAGUCCACUUUAAAAGAAAUGCUUGCCGGACGGGACGUGCAUCAUGAAGAGCCUCUUUCUGCGCUUGGAAACUAUGCAUUGAUAAAUGCCAUAAUCCAAAACAUCUAUUUCGAACGGCAAGCUGCAACUGAACACACCCUGCGUCCGGAUGUGUUGAAGAAGUAUGAAAGUGCUCUUCAAGUCUGGCAAAGAUCCUGGGAAGCCACGCAGGAAACUUCACUGGACCCCUCUUCUCCAAGUGGGCCUCUUGGAUUUAACUCAGCAGCCUUGCUCAGACUCGCAUAUCUCCGUCUGAACGCAAACCUCGGGCCCUGUCGUAACCUAAUAUCACAAGAUCCGAAAUACAUCGCGCAGUCUAUCAUAGGAGAUAUCUCUCCAUUAUUCACGCGUUCUCUUCACGUUGAUCGGGCCAUACUGCAGUGCAUUCACGCCCUUAGUAUUCCAAUUCGAAUCGGUGUUCCCUUCGUCGCUUAUACGCAGUCUGUGAACGAGAGCAUACAACACCCUCUCUGCUCACUAGAAUGCGCGAUUUUACUCAGUCGGUGGUUAGGGAUGAUCUCAGAUGCCGUACACAUCACGGGGCUGGACUCUCUUCGAGAAGAUGAAAGAAAGUUACUUGGUAUGAUUGCAAGCCUGAUUAAGGAAACGGACAUGGCAAGUACGCUAGAUAAGAAUGACACAGACAGCCACUGUAUCCGUCGCAUGGCUGCGAGUGUAGUCCGAUUGUGGGCUGCGACCUUUCGAGGGAUACAUGUCUUCGAGGUUGUUCGAGUCAUUGGCGAGACGCUUUCGACACUGGCUGAUAUCCUCGAAGGGAAUCUCAGGCAAUAA